AUGACGGCGAGCUCCUCGUCGCGUUCAAAGCGCACAACGCGACGGACAACGCUGGCGAAGUGCAUUGCUGAAGAGAGAGCUGCAUCGGCAUGCGGCAUGCCUAAACAUGCUUAAAAGCUUAGGUAGGCUGUUUGGUCCGGGCAAUUUAAUUGCAAUUUGCAACGCGCCUUGAUCAGGGAGGCAGCCGCAGAACCGGGUGGUGCGUUGAUGCUCGAUGCAAGUGCCAGUUUGAGAACAAAUCGGGAUUAGUUAGACCUGGAGUUUUGCUAGAUUGUGUUCUUAAGGCUUCAAUUGAUCGGCUACAGAGCCCGCUGUUGGAUCGCACUUUUGAGGUGUAGUUUAGCGCCAUGGAGAGACAGCUCUUUUAUUCCCUCUUUAGAGUGUCGCGCAUUUCGUCUAUCUUAGAGCAGACCCAGCGUUCCAGCCAGAGCUUGCCACCUGGCGCAUCAGCCGUGUUGGCAAUUGCUGCCCAUGCUUACAGCGGUGCCGCAGCACCAGGGAAACAUUGUGCUGUCUCUGAUCCUGGAAGUUGCUUAACCCCUCUGUCUGAUGCAAACCAGCGAUGUCAAGUAAACCAGUCUAAGAAGCAAGAAGACAUAUCUAUUCCCACAGCAUUGAGUCCCCGCAGCUUCCACCAUGGUGGUGCUUUGUGCUUUAGCACGGGGGCUCGACCCAACCACCUUGAGAAUCAUAAGGACUUUAAAUUGGGCGAAAGUGGGAGGAGCUCAGCGGAGACCCCAUCGACGUCAGGGCGCACUUCUGAAGGGACUGAGCGUCACCAGCCGCAAAAGGCUUCUUCACCGAGCGGGAAGAGUCAGAGCAAGAGCUCAAUUGACGCGGGCGAGGUUGCGAAGUUUGCGGCUAUGGCAGACUCCUGGUGGGACUACCAUGGUGACUUUGCCCCGCUGCACAAGAUGAACCCAGUGCGCUGCGCGUUCAUCCGCUCCGCCCUAUGCCACCACUUUGGCAGGGACGCACGCAAUCCGGCGCCCUUGCAGGGACUGACCAUCCUCGACGUCGGGUGCGGGGGAGGCUUGCUCUGUGAGCCGUUGGCACGCAUGGGUGCCACAGUGACCGGGGUGGACGCGACAGCUGUCAAUAUCGAGGUGGCCAAACUGCAUGCGGCUAAGGACCCUGCUAUCGCAAACACCGAGUAUGAAGCUACCACAGCAGAGGCCCUGGUUGCGGAGGGUCGUCAGUUCGACGCCGUUAUGGCGCUCGAGGUGGUUGAACACGUGGCAGACCCCCUGGGCUUCUGCCGCUCGCUCGGACAGCUGUGCCGGACGGCCGGCGGCGUCUUCAUGUCGACCAUCAACCGGACGCCCCGUGCGUACGCCUUGGCGAUCGGGGCGGCGGAAUACGUCCUUCGCUGGGUGCCUCGAGGGACGCACGACUGGUCGCGCUUUGUUACUCCCGAGGAACUCGCGCUGGCGCUGGAUAGAGCGGGCUUGGAGGUAGAAGAGCUGGCGGGAAUGGUGUGCAAUCCGCUGACACGAAGCUGGUCACUCGCUGAAGAUACUGGGGUCAACUACAUCUUGUUUGCUAAAAAGAUUCAUUAGACGUACUUCACAGUUGUACUGAUGCUAGCGCUUCUGCAUACGCGUCUGACGUGAUCCGCGGGCUUCAUCGAGUCUUUCAAAGAGUCUUCUGUGGAAAAGUUGAGAGCUUUCCUUGGUCAGCGCUCCGACUGGAUCAAGGUACAGUAUGCAGACCCUCUCGACCACGGCCGUGCAUGGCAAUUGGUACUCUCCGUGAGGAGAAAUUGAUGCCCCCCCAAUCAUGC
Molecule: messenger RNA, 1783 nt
Organism: Klebsormidium nitens
Lineage: Eukaryota; Viridiplantae; Streptophyta; Klebsormidiophyceae; Klebsormidiales; Klebsormidiaceae
Source: the annotation of a GenBank genome assembly